CAUCCUAAACCUCUAGGCUCUAACUGUUAACUAAGCACAAAGUGCAAACAUCAAGAGAUGCUGCUCUCUCACCACUCUUCUUUCCACAACUCAAGAACUCAUAGAGCUCAAAACUGAAACUAUCAGACCUCAAAGUUUUAACCAUAACCAUGUCAUUAUCUGCCACCACAAGUGGUCACUCAUCUCUUUACUCUGCACUUACAUUCCCAACAACCACCCAAAUACACUCUAAGCAAAACCCAACCUUGUUUUCUCCCACCACCAGGUUCUUUUCUUCCAGAAACCACUCAUAUUCAGGUGUUUCUUAUAGUUUCUCAAACACCCUUUUGUCAAGACCAUUCCUUUUUGUGGUUAAAGCUUCAUCUGAGAUUGGAUCAGAAGCAUCCAAACAGGAGAGUGACAAGAGUGAAGGAGAAGAGGAGCCUUAUGAAGAGUAUGAGGUAGAAUUGGAUCAGCCUUAUGGGCUCAGAUUUGUAAAGGGUAGGGAUGGUGGAACUUACAUUGAUGCUAUUGCACCAGGAGGAUCAGCUGACAAGGCUGGACUGUUCACUGUUGGGGAUAAAGUACUUGCCACUAGUGCAGUUUUUGGGACUGAAAUUUGGCCUGCUGCGGAAUAUGGAAGGACAAUGUACACAAUUCGUCAAAGAAUUGGUCCAUUACUCAUGAGAAUGCAGAAGAGAUACGGGAAGAUAGAGACUGGUGGUGAGUUAACUGAAAGGGAGAUUAUCAGAGCUGAGAGGAACUCAGGUGUAAUCAGUGAUAGAGUGAGGGAAAUUCAAAUGCAAAACUCCAUGAGGAAAAGGGAACUGAAAGAGCGCAGAGAAAGGGAUUUGAGAGAAGGAUUACUACUCUAUAAGAAUGCCAAAUAUGAGGAAGCACUUGAGAAAUUCGAGUCUGUUUUGGGAUCAAAGCCAGAACCUGAGGAGGCGGCAGUUGCUAGUUACAAUGUUGCUUGUUGUUACUCUAAGCUAAAUCAGAUUCAAGCUGCACUUUCUUCGCUCGAAGAAGCUCUGGAUGCUGGUUUUGAAGACUUUAAGAGAAUCAGAACUGAUCCUGACCUGGCCAACGUAAGGGCGUCAGAGGAAUUUGAUCCACUAAUGAAAAGAUUCGAUGAAUCAUUUAUCAAUGAGAAUGCCAUCAAUGCCAUUAAAUCUCUUUUUGGCUUAUUUGAUAAGAAAUAACCCAUUGUGCGGACAUAAAGUUUAGCUGACUAAGGAGUUGUUUGAGCAAUAAUGCAAUAUGAUAAUACCAUGUCAUUUUAUUUCUCAUGUAUAAAUUUAUAGUUGAUCCCCUUCAAUGGGAUGUUGUUUUAUAUACUUAGUAUAAUCAAGCUAAAUUAUAACAAGAGCUUACUAUCAAUA
Molecule: messenger RNA, 1361 nt
Organism: Gastrolobium bilobum
Lineage: Eukaryota; Viridiplantae; Streptophyta; Magnoliopsida; Fabales; Fabaceae
Product: protein MET1, chloroplastic
Exons: 7
Coding region: 150-1181 (343 amino acids)
Molecular function (GO): protein binding
Source: RefSeq, a predicted model, not a curated record